Messenger RNA from Rosa chinensis, 1562 nucleotides. RefSeq lists its product as uncharacterized. Bases 66 to 1337 code for a protein of 423 amino acids. Lineage: Eukaryota; Viridiplantae; Streptophyta; Magnoliopsida; Rosales; Rosaceae. The transcript has 5 exons. The record is from RefSeq and is a predicted model, not a curated record.
CACAGCCGGACCGGGUUUUUGCCACUCUUUCUGUUCCUUCUUCUUCGUCGAGAGAGAGAGAGAGAAUGGCCGACGACCUGUUUGAAGGUCUGCCUCCGCCUUCUUCUGCAAACCCUCUUCCCUCUUGUGAGCCUCAAGAACUGCCCAAAGAACCCAAACCCAAACCAAAGUUUGCUUCUUUCGGCACCGACUCUUCUUCUUCUCAAGCUCCACAACCAGCUCUGAAAAGCGCGUUGAAGAAGCCUAAGGAGCCCUCUGAGCCAAACCCAGUUCUCAAAAGCGCCCUCAAGCGGCCCAAGGAGCCCUCUGAACCAAACCCAGAAGCCACUGUGCCUGGAAAGAAGUUGAGGUUUAAAACCACGACCGAUGCCUCAGAGAAACAGGUUAUAGAGGCCAUGCAGAAGAUAGCUUCACAUAUAAAGAAUCCUACAAAGUUUGGGAAGGCUUCAAAGCUUGCCAUCCAGCUGAUUCAGGCAGGAAGUGUCAAGGCCGAAACCAGUGAUUACUUCUUUUCCAUAUUAGAGGCUGCAAUGACAUCAUCUACCUCUUGCACGGAUCCUUCCAUACGAGCAGAUAUCCAUGCACUCUUCUCAGCAGCACAAGAUGCCUCUGAGUGUCUCAAUAAGAAGCAAAAGAAUCAGUUAACAACAUGGACAAUCAGAGCUGUGAUGGCAAAUGAUUUACUCACUGAUGACAGCUUCCUGUUUUCAAAAACAGCUGGGCAAUUAAAAGAAGAAAUAUCUAAUCUGCCAGUUGCAACUGAGGAUGAUGACAGAGAAGAAGCAGCUGCCCUGGAAGUUGAAACUAAAACAACUGAUGAGGAUGAUCUAAUGAAGAAGGACAUGACUUCGGAUGUACCGGAUGAAGAAAAUAAUGAGAAAGAGUCUGAUCCAUUUGGGCUAGAUGCAUUUUUAACUCAAAGCUCUAUGAAGAAAGGUGAUAAAGUAAAGGGAAAUAAAGAUGUAACUCCCAAAGUCAAGGAGGAGGAAGAGACCAAGAGAUUCCUCAAGUCACAGAGAGAAGCCUUGGUCCUUUGUUUAGAGAUAGCUGCUCGGCGUUAUAAAACUCCAUGGUGCCAGACAGUUAUAGACAUAUUAGCAAAGCAUGCUUUUGAUAACAUAAGGAGGUUCACAUCUGAACAAAGGAAUGCCAUUGGGAAACUUUGGGCUUCCAUACGGGAACAGCAUAAUCGUAGAAAACAAGGGAAAACAGUUACUGGGAAACUUGACGUGAAUGGUUUCGAAUGGCUGCAGCAAAAAUAUGCUAAUGAGAAGAUCAGCAUUCGGCAUUCUGUUGGCGGUAGUGGGGAUCGUAAAACUGAAAUGUGGCUUGGUUGAUAGUAUCCUUUUGGUAGGAAAUAUUGCUCAUUCAGUCACUCUCUUUCUGGUAGGGAUGUUGGUCAUUCUUCUGAAGGAAACAGAAAGCCUAGAAAGGACGAGAAAUAUUGUAAUUGAUAUCGUUAUGUAUCAUUUGCAGUGUAGAAUGUUUCAUCAUUCCUUUUUGUUAUAUGCAACUAUUAUUUUGUAGUUAUGGAUGAAUAUCUAGCCAAAACUUCACCUUUA